Molecule: messenger RNA, 941 nt
Organism: Durusdinium trenchii
Lineage: Eukaryota; Dinophyceae; Suessiales; Symbiodiniaceae
Source: the annotation of a GenBank genome assembly
UGGACAAAAAGUCACAAUGGUCGGACACUUGUGCUUUCAGCUCAGCCAGGCAACCGCUCUUGCUGACAAUGUUGUAAACAGCCCGUGUUGCUUCGUAGUGACGGAACUUUGAGGAUCAUUUCCAUGAACGAAGUCUGUGUUUGGAUAAUCUUCGCAGUCUGCUGAUUCAAAUGCCUUGUAAAAGGCUUCGCUCCUGAGAUUGCAUGUUCCGUCGCGUGAGUCGCAGGGUCAAUCAUAUGGUGUAUAUAUUAUAGUCUUCAUAGUUCACCAACCCUGGUACAACAACAUUCCAACAUCCACCAAAAGAAAAAGACAUAUAUAAUGUAAUAAUGUAAGGCAUGCAUGCAUUCAUACAUCAAUGCAAGCUCCAGAACUUCAGUUUGUUAAUGUUUUAAACAAUAUGUAUACAUAUAUAUAUAUGUGUGUCAAAGGUGUUUCCCCUGAUGGCAUUGAAUGAUUACGAAGCUAAACACUAAACCAAAUCCAACUCACAAAUGAAACAACGUUGUUUUUAAAUCAUUUGCAAGAAACAAAGUCGCAAAUGUCAGCGCUCCAUAGCUGACCUCACCUGUCUCCUGGUUAGGUGCUUGCACCCAGCACUCUCCCCUGACGCCCCGGAUCACACCUUUCUGCUGAACUGAUUUGGUGUAAGCAGCCAGCACGGUUUCCUGACGACGUGCGUUCAGGACAUGUCGAGUGAUGGUCCUCGCUUGGCCCGUGUACCAAGGAAGCGUCUUCAAUGAUGGCACCUGGAACUUCAGCGGCAGAUACUACAACUACAAGGAUCCACUUUCAGCACAGCUGGAGCAUUGCCUGCACCUGAAGGAGGCCGUCGAUGACACGAAGUUGGUGAAGAAGCUGGACAACCUUGGCGAUUUGGUUGAUCUACUGAGCGUGCUCACUGAUCGACGACUGAUCGACAAGCGCGAUAUGUUUCAGUC